Nomia melanderi (Alkali bee) is the source of this 2284-nucleotide messenger RNA. RefSeq names its product protein phosphatase D3 (gene PpD3). Lineage: Eukaryota; Metazoa; Arthropoda; Insecta; Hymenoptera; Halictidae. The record is from RefSeq and is a predicted model, not a curated record. Gene Ontology annotation, molecular function: hydrolase activity; protein binding.
CGCUACUUUUCGUCUUCGAUCGAUCGAAUCGCUUUAUAGGAUAGUUCAGUAGGUUUCAAGACACUCACUGUGUCUGGAAUAAAGCCGUUAUAUAAAAAAAAUUAUUCUUUCUUUAAUGUGUUAUUUAUUAUCUACGUUUCGGUAUAAUUUAAGUCAUUUUACAUCAAGUUGUUAAGUUUUUCGUAAGAAACGCAAAAUGAGUGAAAACACAGAAAUUACUGGAGUAACAUCACCUGAAGAUGCAGCCAAAGCGGAAAAAGUUAAAGAAGAAGCGAAUGAAUACUUUAAAAAUCAAGAUUAUAACAAAGCCAUAGAAUUAUAUAGUAAAGCGAUAGAAUUAAAUCCUUCAGUGGCAGUAUAUUAUGGAAAUAGAAGUUUUGCAUAUUUAAGGACAGAAUGUUUUGGAUAUGCGCUCACAGAUGCAUCGAAAGCUAUUGAUUUAGAUCAAAAUUAUGUAAAAGGAUAUUAUCGUAGAGCUGCAGCUCAUAUGUCACUUGGCAAGUUCAAACUAGCUCUUAAGGACUAUAACACUGUUACGAAAGCUAGACCAAAUGAUAAAGAUGCAAUGCUUAAAUAUACAGAAUGUUGUAAAAUAUUGAAAAAAUUAGCCUUCGAAAAAGCAAUUUCUGUGGAAGAGAAUAAGAAGAAUAUAGCUGAUACGAUUAAUUUGAAGGCUAUGGCCAUUGAAGAUGAAUAUACGGGGCCUAAACUUGAAGAUGGGAAAGUUACAUUACAAUUUAUGCAAGACUUGUUAGAAUGGUACAAGAAACAAAACAAAUUACAUCGUAAAUAUGCUUAUAAGAUUCUUUUAGAUGUAAAAGCAUGGUUCAUGGCACAGCCAACGUUAGUUGAUAUUACAAUUCCCGACGAUUGUAAAUUUACUAUAUGUGGAGAUAUACAUGGACAGUACUAUGAUUUACUCAAUAUAUUCCAGUUAAAUGGAUUACCUUCAGAAACUAAUCCAUAUUUAUUCAAUGGAGAUUUUGUAGAUAGAGGCUCGUUUUCUGUAGAAUGUAUAUUUACUUUGUUUGGAUUUAAGUUGUUGUACCCAAAUCACUUUUUUAUGUCUAGAGGUAAUCACGAAUCUGCCACCAUGAAUCAAAUGUACGGAUUUGAUGGAGAAGUCAAAACAAAAUAUUCUGCUCAAAUGGCAGAGUUAUUUACAGAGGUUUAUAAUUGGUUACCACUUGCGCAUUGUCUUAAUAACAGAGUACUUGUAAUGCAUGGUGGUCUGUUUUCAAGGGACGAUGUUAAAUUAGAAGAAAUUCGACAAAUUAAUAGAAAUAGACAACCACCCGAUGAAGGAUUAAUGUGCGAAUUAUUAUGGUCUGAUCCACAACCUCAACCUGGAAGAGCACCUAGUAAGAGAGGAGUUGGUGUUCAGUUUGGACCUGACGUUACACAGAAUUUCUUGGCUUUGAACAAUCUUGAUUAUAUUGUAAGGAGCCAUGAAGUUAAAAAUGAUGGAUAUGAAGUAGAUCAUGAUGGGAAAUGUAUCACUGUGUUCUCUGCUCCAAAUUAUUGUGACACUAUGGGUAAUCAGGGUGCCUUUAUUACACUCAAUGGCAAAGACAUGAAACCUCAUUUCACAUCGUAUGAAGCAGUGCCUCAUCCAAAUGUAAGGCCAAUGGUAUAUGCUAAUUCCUUACUAAAAUUCAUGUUGUAGUGGAACACCUAGGUACUGUUAAUAAAUAAAUACGAAAUGAUAAAUGAAUUAGUAGACCAAUCAAAGUGUGCGUAAUAUAUUUGAUACUGAAAUGGAGAAGAUGGGAAAUUCUUAGUCUUCUCCGAAACAAUAAAUGCUGUAUUCUUUUUAGGAACAAGAAAAUUUUCUGUACGAUAAUAAAUGCAAUGAAGGCAUAAUAUUGAGGGAUACAAAAAUGAUAACAGUUUGCUUGCUUUGAUAACUGACAAACAAAUGUAUCAAAUCUUUUUUAUAAGGACAAUGUCUUAUUAGUUGUUUGUGUUAAAUUAUAAUGAAAUAAUGCAAAAAAAACGUUUCUAUUUUGUACCCUCAAUUAAACCUUAUUGUUCAUUAAAGAUAUUAAUGUUCACGCACAAACAGAGUAAAUGAUCUCAAAGAUUUCGGCAAAUUAAACUAUAUUCUAAUAUGGUGCUGAACAUAUAAUGAACACACCUAUUAUGAUUUUAAUUUAUUCUUUAAUGAAUAAUGAUGCUUUCUACAAAACAGUGAUUAUUAUAAAAGAUAUUUAACACAUAUGCGAGUUAGCAUGACUAUGUAGUACAAUUUUCCAGCCAGUCACUAUUAUCACAAUAUUUGUGA